AUGGAUAUCUUAAACCCUGUAAUUAUUGUUGGCGGAGGAUUAGCUGGAUUAUCAGCUGCCCAUAAAUGUUACCUUAAUGGAUCCAAUGUGAUCUUAGUAGACAAACAAUCAUUUUUGUCAGGAAAUUCAGGCAAAGCAACUUCAGGUAUUAAUGGAGCUUUAACCAAUACUCAGAUUGAACAAGGUAUUAAAGAUUCAGUUAAAACCUUCUAUGAUGAUACUUUGACUAGUGCUAAAGACAGAGCCAAUCCUUCAUUGAUCAAGGUUUUGGUUUCACAAUCAGCAGCUUCAGUUCAAUGGUUACAAGAUUAUUUCAAUUUAGAUUUAACUGUAGUUUCACGUUUGGGUGGUCAUUCUCAACCUAGAACUCAUAGAGGUAAAGAUUCUAAGUUCCCAGGUAUGGCUAUAACUUAUAAGUUAUUGGAAACUUUGGAAGAUUUGGCCGAUGCUGAACCUAAGAGAGUUAAGAUCUUGAAGAAUACUCAAUGUAUCAAUCUUAUUAUUGAAGAAGGUAAAGUUGAAGGAAUUGAAGUUAAAGACUUAAAGCUGAAAUCAAAAUCAAAAUUGAUGGGUCCAGUCAUUAUGUGUACUGGGGGAUAUGCUGCAGAUUUCACCAAAAAUUCCUUACUUCGUAAGUAUCGUCCUGAUAUUUAUAAUCUCCCUUCAACUAAUGGAGUCCAUGCCACUGGUGAUGGUCAAAAGAUCAUGAUUAAGAAUAACGCUAGUAGUAUUGAUAUGGAUAAAGUCCAAGUACAUCCAACUGGGUUGAUCCCUUACAAUGAUAAGGAUGUAAUUGAAGGUGUUACCACACCUCGAUUCUUAUUCUUGGGUGCUGAAGCUUUACGUGGAGAAGGAGGUAUCAUGUUGAACAGUCAGGGUAGAAGAUUUGUCAAUGAAUUAGGUACCAGAGAUUAUGUUUCUGGAGAAAUGUCUAAACAAGAAGGACCCAUUAGAUUGAUUUUGAAUGAAAAAGCCGCUUCAAACUUACAAUUUCAUGUCAAGCAUUAUGAAGAAAGAGGGUUGAUGAAGAAAAUGAACGGUAAGGAAUUAGUGCAAUCUAUGGGUGUUGAACAAUCUGUCAUCGAAGAAGAGUUCAAGAAAUAUAAUGAAAAAAAUGACAAUUUCGGUAAACAAUACUUCCCCAACUUACCCUUGACUUUUGGUACGGAUGAAAUCUAUCAUGUGAGUUUCGUUACUAGAGUCCUUCACUUCACUAUGGGAGGAAUUAAAAUAAACGAUAAGUCCCAGGUUUUGAGUGAUGAUGAUGUAAUCGAAGGUUUAUAUGCCGCAGGAGAAGUUGCAGGAGGUGUUCAUGGUCAUAACAGAUUGGGUGGGUCGUCAUUAUUAGCCUGUGUUGUCUUUGGAAGGUUAAGUGCUGACCAAUGUUGUAAUUAUUUGUUACAAAAAUUGUCUAGCCAAUCCAAUGUUCCUGGGGUCAACAGAUUACAACAAAUCUCCUUACAUUUACAACCAGGGAAGGUUAUAGUUGAUUAUGGUGAUACAGCAAAAGAACCUCCAUUAGAACAAUCACCAAAAUCCGAACCAAAAGCUCUGGAAGCACCCAAAGAUUCGGAAUCUCCUUCCAUUCCUGAUAAACAAUUCACUAUGGAUGAUAUUGCCAAACAUAAUAAACCUGAUGAUUGUUGGUGUGUGGUCAAAGGUGUUGUACUUGAUUUGACCUCAUUCCUUGAUGACCAUCCAGGUGGUAAACAAUCUAUCUUGAACUUUGCAGGUAAGGAUGCUACCACCAAUUUUGAAAUGUUACAUGAUGACAGUGUUGUUAAACGUUAUGCCCCACAAUGUAUCAAAGGUACAUUAAAAGGAGUUAAACCAACAUUGAAAUUUUAG
Molecule: messenger RNA, 1848 nt
Organism: Yamadazyma jaroonii
Lineage: Eukaryota; Fungi; Ascomycota; Pichiomycetes; Serinales; Debaryomycetaceae
Source: the annotation of a GenBank genome assembly